This is a messenger RNA of Tricharina praecox, 1517 nucleotides long. RefSeq lists its product as uncharacterized. Gene Ontology annotation, molecular function: DNA-binding transcription factor activity; protein dimerization activity. Lineage: Eukaryota; Fungi; Ascomycota; Pezizomycetes; Pezizales; Pyronemataceae. The record is from RefSeq and is a predicted model, not a curated record. The transcript has 2 exons. Bases 244 to 1272 code for a protein of 342 amino acids. Gene Ontology annotation, cellular component: nucleus.
CCCUUCCCCUCCCCCCUCUCCCUCCCCCUCUCCUCUCCCCCUCCUCUGUGUUCAUCAUCACACCCGUUAGGACGAACUACCACGCACAUCCCCACACACAUUCUCUCGUUCCUUACCUUACCCGCGAUUAGGAACCCUCCUCCUCCUCGACCGCAAAUCGAUUCUCGCCCUUGAUCGUCGAGAAAACCGUACUACAUAAAUCCCUAUCCAGCUUUUACGUCGUUCAUUCAAUAGUUCGUUCCAAUGAGUGAGGGGCAGCAGGAGACCUAUCAGGGUGACAGUCAGGCCUCGGCGGUGGACGCACAGCUACAGCAGCAACACCAACAGCAACAACACCAACAGCAACAACACCAACAACAACAACAAAAGCUUGCGUCUGCCCCUGCGGAUGGACCGAACCAGCAACUCUCCCACAAGCGCAAGCGCGACUCGAUAGAGGAGAGCAGCGCCGAAACCGAGGAAGAACGGGCAGGUACCGAGGGAAGCACUUCGAGUCGUCGGACGUCCUUUAAACAGACUUCCCCCGGCAUGUCCGCCUUCAUGCCGAUAAACACGAAUUCUCCACAAAACACAGCGUACGCCUACCAACCGUUGAAUGUGGCUCAGCAGCAUUCGCCUAAUGCGAUGAAUGGUUCUAGUGCUACGGAUGCUGCCAAUGCAGUUUUGGCGGCGAAUGCCAUGAGCACCAUGCUACCUACGUUACAGUUCGCUCAGACGGAUGUGAAACCCGGGGAACAGCAGCAGCAUGUCCAGAUCGAGGCGGCAACCUUCGCGAACAUGUCGCCCCAACCCAUGGAAGGCCACACGGAAGGCGUCGGCGGUGUUCAACACGCUCACGUUACCGCUCAUUCGACACCGGUCCAGCAGCGUCCGGCACCUCCGAAUCCGAAGCCGCAGGUUGGGACGGAGGAGUGGCACAGAGUUCGCAGGGAUAAUCACAAAGAAGUGGAACGACGCCGUAGGGAAACAAUCAACGAGGGAAUUAACGAGCUCGCCAAGAUUGUUCCGGGAUGCGAGAAGAAUAAGGGCUCGAUUCUGCAGCGCGCGGUCCAGUACAUCCAACAGCUCAAGGAGAACGAGGCUUCGAACAUCGAGAAAUGGACGAUGGAGAAGCUGUUGACCGAACAGGCGAUUUCGGAUCUCAGCGCGAGGAACGAAAAGCUUCAGAAGGAGUGCGAGCGUGCAUGGCGGGAAGCCGAAACCUGGAAGAAGACUUGCCUCCAAGCGGGUGUGACGACGGAGAGUGGGGGCCAAGGCGGCGGAUCCUCAUGACCCGCAGGAUCAACACUUUCGGACACGGCCAGGGUGGAUCGAAUCCGAAAAGGGAAGGAACUUGAAUAAUGUGUUCGGAUUCGAUCCCAGACAGAGAAAAUGGUGGUCCGGUUCGUAUAAUCUUAUGGGCACGAAAAUGGCGACUACUACGAGUAUAACGGUUGUCACAACGAUAUAAAUUUACGAUCAUCCUUCAAAGUUCAGUUGUGUUUGGAGGGGUCAGUUGUUCGGGUGCAAGUUGAACU